Molecule: messenger RNA, 3943 nt
Organism: Myxocyprinus asiaticus (Chinese sucker)
Lineage: Eukaryota; Metazoa; Chordata; Actinopteri; Cypriniformes; Catostomidae
Gene: nf2b
Product: NF2, moesin-ezrin-radixin like (MERLIN) tumor suppressor b
Exons: 17
Coding region: 267-2027 (586 amino acids)
Biological process (GO): regulation of cell shape; positive regulation of early endosome to late endosome transport; positive regulation of protein localization to early endosome
Cellular component (GO): plasma membrane; apical part of cell; adherens junction
Molecular function (GO): actin binding; cell adhesion molecule binding
Source: RefSeq, a predicted model, not a curated record
CGACAAACAAUAACAAAGUGCUACUAAAACUCCCUAUCCAGCGGAUUGUAGUCGAGAUUUAUUUACGUCCAGCUUUUGAUUUAACAAGAAAAUGAGGCAGUUAUUUAGAGUUUCACGUACUUUCCGACUCUUUUUUACAGUGAUUUCGAUGUAGGGGACAAAUAGGACUCGAGUUUCCAUUGUUGUGGUUUUGCGGGGAGACUGAAAACUCCUACCCGUGGAUCGGGCCUGUUUUAACACUUACACAAGGUGUUUAAGAAGUGAAAAUGUCGAUUUUGGGUCUAAAAAAGAAGCAGCCAAAGACUUUUAAAGUCAAAGUCAUCACUAUGGAUGCUGAAAUGGAGUUCAGUUGUGAGGUCAAAUGGAAAGGGAAAGAUCUGUUUGACCUUGUGUGUCGGACUAUUGGACUGAGGGAAACAUGGUUCUUUGGCCUUAGAUAUACAGUAAAAGACACCUAUGCGUGGCUUAAGCCUGAUAAAAGGGUUUUGGAUCAAGAAGUUCCAAAGGAUUCUCCGAUAACAUUUCAUUUUCUUGCCAAAUUCUUCCCUGAGAAAGUUGAGGACGAGCUUGUUCAGGAAAUUACUCAGCAUCUCUUCUUCUUACAAGUCAAAAAGCAGAUAUUAGAUGAAGAGAUAUUUUGUUCUCCAGAAGCCUCGGUUCUUUUGGCGUCGUAUGCUGUUCAAGCCAAGUAUGGGGACUAUGAUCCAAAUUUUCACAAGCCAGGCUUCUUAGCACAAGAUGAACUCUUGCCCAAAAGAGUGCUAAUGCAGUAUCAGAUGACACCAGACAUGUGGGAAGAGAAGAUAACUGCUUGGUAUGCUGAACACAGAAACGUCACAAGGGACGAGGCUGAGAUGGAAUAUCUAAAAAUAGCACAGGAUCUAGAGAUGUAUGGAGUUAGCUACUUUUCUAUCACACAAAACAAGAGGGACACAGAGCUGCUGCUUGGAGUUGAUGCCCAAGGUCUUCACAUCUACAGCCCCAACAAUAGGCUCACCCCUAACAAAUCCUUCCCCUGGAGUGGAAUCCGAAACAUCUCUUACAGUGAGAAAGAGUUUACUAUUAAGCCAUUGGACAAGAAAAAGGAAGUUUUUAAAUUCUACUCUUCUCAGCUGAGAGUUAACAAACUGAUCUUACAGCUGUGUAUUGGGAACCACGACCUGUUUAUGAGGAGGAGGAAGGUGGAUUCUAUAGAAGUGCAACAGAUGAAGGCCCAGGCCAAAGAGGAGAAGGCCAGGAAAAAGGUUGAGCGUCAGAUUCUUGCACGGGAAAAGCAGAUGAGGGAGGAAGCCGAGCGAGCAAAGGAAGAAAUGGAGCGUCGUUUGUUCCAGCUUCAGGACGAGGCCCGAAUGGCCAAUGAAGCUCUACUGCGCUCCGAGGAGACAGCCGACCUUCUGGCAGAGAAAGCCCAGAUCGCAGAGGAGGAGGCCAAACUACUCGCCCACAAAGCAGCCGAGGCAGAGCAGGAGAGGCAGAGGUUAGAGGUCACGGCCCUAAAGACCAAAGAGGAGAAGAGACUGAUGGAGCAGAAGAUGAGAGAAGCAGAACAACUUGCAGUUAAACUUGUUGAGCAGUCUGAAAGAAGACUGAAGGAGGCAGACCAUCUGAAACAGGACCUGAAUGAGGCUAAAGAUGCAGAAAGAAGAGCCAAGCAAAAACUUUUGGAAAUCACCAAAACAACAUAUCCUCUGAUUGCAGCAUACUCCAGCCCUUCACAACCCGUUGGGCCUGACAGUCCAGAUAUGGCUGUAGAAAUGGGCAGCUCCAUCCGAAUGGAUUUCAAAGACUCGGAUAUGAAGAGACUUUCGAUGGAGAUUGAGAGAGAACGGAUGGAGUACAUGGAAAAGAGCAAGCAUCUUCAAGACCAGCUGAAGGAGCUGAAAUCCGAGAUUGAAUCACUGAAGCUUGAAGAGCAGCAGCAGGCUGGAAUCUACAGCCUCAGGAGUUACACAGAACCACCCUAUGUUCCCCACAGCAAUAGGAAUUCUGCCUACAUGGCUCAGAUGGCCUUCUAUGAGGAAGUGUGAAAGAACAGUCCAACCACUGUUUAAGGAGCACGAGGGGUCUGGAGAAACAACAGUUCACUGAAGCAUGCAUGUACACCAAAAAUGCAAAUAUAACCUUGUGUACUGUGCUUUUGAAGUGUAAUAUAUUAAUUUCCCCUUUUUUCAGUUUAUGUGUCAGCAAUGCAAUUGUUUUUUGUGCACACUAAGUCAUUUUGCUAAUACCACAAAUGGUUUGGCACUUUCAAGCUGAAACUGAUUCAUCUUUGUUGAUAUGACAAAAAUAUUUGGUCCGUAAAUGCAUAAUGCAGAUAUAUAGUAAAAAGAAAAGGGAUGUUUCUCAUACAAAUAAAGGUGCCUUUAGAUCAGUUCAUAAAAUGGUGAACACAAGCUUGUUUGCCUCAUGUUUAAAUGUUAAGGUUGCCACUCCACCAGAAAUACUAAGCAAUUUUACUUUUGGCCUAUAAUAUUUUCCUUAGAUCUCCUAUUCUUUUACUUUGGGGUGCCUGAUCAAUUUAACACUCAGUGCCUUUAACAAAUGCAACCACACUGGUUGGCAAAAAAUGCAUUGUAGUUUUAACUACAGUAUCAGCAAAUGUCAAAUGAUUUAAGUAUUUCCAUGUUUUGGACUUUGGAAUUUGUACUUUUUCUGUUUUAUCUGGUGCUUUUUAACAGUGUAGGUGAUUGAUUACUCUCCAAUACACUCUAGUGCCUUUUGGAAAGCUUGCACUACUCAGUGGGUUAAAUUAUUCUCUACCAAUAUACUCUUUUCCUGGCACUAUGGAUCUUGUUCUGCUGGCCAUGUGUCCCGCCUGACAAACAUGCCAGCUGUUAUAUUGAUUACUCAUUUUGGCUGGAGAAUUAUUUUAUUUUUUUAUUUUUUGACAGUGUUUGAUAUAGUGAUAUAAAGGCAGGUUUAUUGGUUUUUCUACAAUUUUUGUUACCAAAUCAAAUGAUGCUUUAGUUCUAGGGGUAUGAGCUAUGUUGACAUUUCAGCACUCUACAUGGUGUAACAAAAAUCUGAAUGCAUUUACAGGAGUAACAAACAUUUCAAACCUUGUUUUAUUUUUUACCCCUCAAAAAUAGAAAUGACAGGCAUAACUCAGAUAUGUAACCUUACUUGAUACCAACACUUUAUGCUGAAAGUAUUAUCUUUCGAAAAGUUGUCCUUUUUUUUUCAAAAUCUAUGCAAAAUACAUAGGAUACAUAUAUUUUUUGCACUCAUUUUUGUGAAUGUUUUUAUGCUUUUGACAUGGUAGAUGGAGAACUUUUUUGUUGAUGUGAGAAAAUAUGCCUGUGCUUUCAUAUAAAGGGAUGACUUCUAAUAUGGUUGAGUUUUAAGACUGUAAUGCCACCCAUUAUGUAAUAGCUUGUCAUUUAUUUAGCAGCAUGCUAUAUUUUGCAUCAAUUAGAAACCAGCCAGUAUGUGAAAUGAGAUUAUAACAAUGCUUUGUUGGGAAAUAUCUAUUGUAAAUACACUACAUGUAUCUCAAAGUCUUACUAUGAGUAGUGGGAGAAAUUAUUGUGUUAUCAGCAGCAUGACUGUGCACACUAGCCUAAGAUGUCUUAAGACAGAGUGACUUCACAAGGCAACUGUUCAUGUUUUAAUGAAUGCCACAACCACCUGCCAGUCUCUGCCCAGUUUGCCCUCAAAACACUGUUUUUGAUUUGGUAUUUGUCUUUACCUCUCUGUACCACACAGUGCUUUUCUUUUGUUUUUUUGGGAGGGGGGGUUGUAUUCCAUAACUUCAUGAACAUUAAGCAUGGAUGGCUUUCACUCCUAAUUUGAAUUAAUUUUCUGUUGGAGCACAGUAUCACUGCCUUUGUUUAGUAUUUGUGCCAUGCAUCAGACACAGAUGGUCGAUAUGGAUGUGGACUUAUAACCUUGCAUGUGCAGUGAAUUGUAAACUGAAAGACAAAUAAAUGGCAAAUGGAUUUCA